This is a messenger RNA of Nannospalax galili (Upper Galilee mountains blind mole rat), 1888 nucleotides long. It is a transcript of the gene Tmem39b, whose product is annotated as transmembrane protein 39B. The transcript is spliced from 10 exons. Gene Ontology annotation, cellular component: membrane. The record is from RefSeq and is a predicted model, not a curated record. Bases 556 to 1689 code for a protein of 377 amino acids. Lineage: Eukaryota; Metazoa; Chordata; Mammalia; Rodentia; Spalacidae.
GGCGGGGGCGCGCGGCUGCUACCCCCUGACUGGGCUGCGGCGGUUAGUCCUCUCCCGGCCGCCGUCGCCUCAGACAUAUUGCCCGCAGGAGCUGCGGCGGCGAGCGGAGAGCGCCGGGGGGAAGGAGAUGGGAGGACGAAGAGGUCCCAACAGGACAUCUUACUGUCGAAAUCCUCUCUGUGAGCCAGGAUCCUCGGGGGGCUCUGGUGGAGGCCACACCAACAGUGCAUCAGUGACCAGCGUCCGUUCUCGUACCAGGACCAGUUCUGGGACUGGCCUCUCCAGCCCUCCACUGGCCACUCAGACAGUUGUGCCUCUGCAGCACUGCAAGAUCCCUGAGCUGCCAGUCCAGGCCAGCAUCCUGUUUGAGUUACAGCUCUUCUUUUGCCAGCUCAUAGCUUUGUUCGUCCACUACAUCAACAUCUACAAGACAGUCUGGUGGUACCCACCCUCUCACCCACCCUCUCAUACGUCCCUGGGACUGUCCCACUCCCCUUCUCUGGGUCCUGUUCUACUCCUGUAGGUAAUUUCCUGGCCUGACUCAGCUGGAGGCCAAUGAAGAACUUCCACCUGAUCGACUUCAACUUGCUGAUGGUGACUACCAUUGUUCUGGGCCGCCGCUUCAUUGGGUCCAUCGUGAAGGAGGCUUCUCAGAGGGGGAAGGUCUCCCUCUUUCGCUCCAUCCUGCUGUUCCUCACCCGCUUCACCGUUCUCACGGCAACAGGCUGGAGUCUGUGCCGAUCCCUCAUCCACCUCUUCAGGACCUACUCCUUCCUGAACCUCCUGUUCCUCUGCUAUCCGUUUGGGAUGUACAUUCCGUUCCUGCAGCUGAACUAUGAUCUUCGCAAGACAAACCUCUUCAGCCACAUGACUUCCAUGGGGCCCCGAGAGGCAGUCAGCGGACUGGCAAGGAGUCGGGACUACUUGCUGACACUGCGGGAGACUUGGAAGCAGCACACACGACAGCUGUAUGGCCCAGAAGCCAUGCCCACCCAUGCCUGUUGCCUGUCACCCAGCCUCAUUCGCAAUGAAGUGGAGUUCCUCAAAAUGGACUUCAACUGGCGCAUGAAGGAAGUGCUUGUCAGCUCCAUGCUGAGUGCCUAUUAUGUGGCCUUUGUGCCUGUCUGGUUUGUGAAGAAUACACAUUACUAUGACAAGCGUUGGUCCUGCGAGCUCUUCCUAUUGGUGUCCAUUAGCACCUCCGUUAUCCUCAUGCAGCAUCUGCUCCCUGCCAGCUACUGUGACCUACUGCACAAGGCUGCUGCCCAUCUGGGCUGCUGGCAAAAGGUGGACCCAGCGCUUUGCUCCAACGUGCUGCAGCACCCGUGGACAGAAGAAUGCAUGUGGCCACAGGGUGUGCUGGUGAAACACAGCAAGAAUGUCUACAAAGCAGUGGGCCACUACAACGUAGCCAUCCCCUCUGAUGUCUCCCACUUCCGGUUCCACUUCUUUUUCAGCAAUCCCCUGAGAAUCCUCAACAUCCUCUUGCUGCUAGAGGGCGCUGUCAUUGUCUACCAGCUGUACUCCUUAAUGUCCUCUGAAAAGUGGCACCAGACCAUCUCACUGGCCCUCAUCCUCUUCAGCAACUACUACGCCUUUUUCAAGCUGCUCCGGGACCGCCUGGUACUGGGCAAAGCCUACUCAUACUCGGCCAGCCCCCAGAGAGACCUGGACCACCGGUUCUCCUGAGCCUUUGGGAUCACCUGGGCACAGCAUCCAGGCUUCACCCAGGGGCUGUUGAGGCGGGCUGGGGGUGGGGUUAAAAAAAAAAAAAGACAAAAAAAAUCCACCAGACCAGAGCUUUGUAUUUUUGUUACAUACUGUUUCUUUCUUUGAUAAUUGAUGUGAUAAAAGGAAAAAGAAAAGUCUUAUUUUUAUAUUCCCAACA